Molecule: messenger RNA, 980 nt
Organism: Pararge aegeria (speckled wood butterfly)
Lineage: Eukaryota; Metazoa; Arthropoda; Insecta; Lepidoptera; Nymphalidae
Exons: 4
Coding region: 24-335 (103 amino acids)
Source: RefSeq, a predicted model, not a curated record
UGAUUAGAUCGCUCGUGUAAGUUAUGAUACUUCACAAACUAUAUUCUAGUUUCAUAAUUUUAGGUUUCACAACUCAAGUUUGGUCACACGUUGAAAUAGAAGCUGAAGAUUAUUUCUUUCCCUUAGAGCCGGUUAUCAACUUCUGCAAAAUGGCUGACCAGUGCCAGCAUGAUUUCGUGCCAAUUUGUGGGCAAGACUCUUUGGGUAUCUCUAGAAUGUUUAAUGACAAUUGUGAUUUGUAUGAAUACAACUGUGAUGAGAAAAAACAAUACCGUCACGUUAGAGUUGAUGUAUGUAAAUAUGAAGCAGCUGCCGUCGAGCGGAUGGAAAACUAAAAUAAAAUAUAUGGUUCCGUGUUUCUAAAAGAUUCUUGAACACGAUCGUUUGAGCUUUAAAUGUUGGGCAGACUUUGUACGGUUUUCUACGAUAUUGUAAUAGUUUCCUUGACAGACUACGGCCACUGUGGUCAAUCACUCAAGAUUUUAUAACUACGCGGGAUAUUAUUAGCAGGAUUAAAAUUUUAAUCAGUCAUCUUAGUAACACAAGCUGUGUGUAUUGUCGUAAUAUAUUUAUUUAUUAUAAUAUAUAAUACUACAGUUAUACACAUUUAUUUUGCCAGAUACCGGUAUGGCUAAAGAAAAAUAACGAUUUGAUUGACGCAACACGCGUGGCGUGUUAUUCCAACUUUGUACUAAGGGCCUUAUUAAUAAACGUUACAUGACAUCGGAAUAGUUUUGCAGUGUUUUGUCACACUUCAACUGACAGCAACUCUCAAAUGUAAGAGCCUAUUAACAUAUUGAAUACCCUUUCCGACGUUACGCCACGUUUAUUUUAAAGGCGUUAAAACUCUAUUAGAACUUUUGGGAGAUUUCAACAUUCAUAUUUUGUGUACGAUCGUAAGGAUUUAGAAUUUGACAACCCUAUUAAAUGUGUCAAUGCAUCAUUCACAAAGUACAGUCUUUUUAAAAUGUAACCUUGAU